AUGAAGACUUCUGAUGAUGAUAAUCCUGGUUUCUCCGUCGUCACUGUAGACUCUAGCUCUGGCGGUGAAGCUUCGUUCAAUUCGAGCAGAGCUUCUUGCACGAAAUCGGAGAUUACUUUCCCGCCGGAGCAGCAUGCCGUUGAAGAUUCAAGGAACCGAAACGUCUUCGUUUCAGUUGCUGCUGAGCCUGAGAGUUACGCUGAUUCGUUUAUGAAGCAUGCACUGAAAACUUCCGGCGAAUGCUCAGAGACAGAGGUUUCCGAUUACCUUCCGUUACAGUUCGUCAAAUCUGGAUCCGUUGGAGAAACUACUUCACCGAGUUACUCUCGGCUUCAUCAGCACCUCAAUGAGAACUGUACCAAAACUGCCGAGAACUUCCACGAAUACUCAGAGAUGAAGCAUUCAAAUUAUGCUCUGUCACUGUUCAUCGAUUCUGGAAGCCAGAUUUCGAAAGGAAUCGUUCGAGAAACUCCUUCACCGACCUAUCCUCUGUUAGUUCAAUACCUCAAGGAAUUCUCGAUGCUGAGAAAGAGAAGAACUCGUGUUGAAGGUUAUUUCGAAGAGCUCGUACUUCAGCAGCACUCGCAAAUCGUAGACUGGAUCAAGGAGCUGCCAAGUUACAUGUGGGGAGGCCUGGGGAAAGUUGCUUACAUCGACACAGAAGGAACUGUCCGACCUGACCGAAUUGCCCCUAUAGCUGAGAGAUAUGGCAUGGAUCCUGGGGCUCUAUUGGAUAAUGUAGAAACCAAGGCCCAUAUUAUUGCAGCAGCUACAAGAAUUGGUCUGCUGAGUAGACCCAUUGAAGAAAUAAAUAUUUUCAAAUUAUUAGUUGAUUUCUUAUUAUCUUCUAUAGAUAAGGUUCGAAAGGAAAUCCAGGAUGAAACUGAUAACAUGAUUGGGAGAUCAAAUCAAGUAUCCCAAGUUCCUGAUCAUUUCAAUAUCCAUUCCCCAAAGGAGGGGCAGGCUGUAAUCACUGUUCAUGACAUUGAAAGCAUGGUUCUUCACCCAAACGUGUUCAAGAUUUCCCGCAUGCUGGUCAGCCUCGCCAUCCAAUCAAUCAAGUGGAAGAGUUCAAGAGAGUUUGGAGAAUCAAGUAGUAGAAGGGAUACGCCAAGGAUAGGGAAAGGCAAGAAUAAAACAACUCAGAAUCAGAAAAGAACAGAACCUACCAGGAAAGCUUUGUUGGUUGGAAUGGCACAUCACAAUCACCGUGACAAAACAAUGAGACUUUACUGGACUUCAAUUGAGUUGGAACUUGUGGAGCAAAUCCUCAUCUCAGAAUAUGCAGUAGAAGAUGUGGUGGUGCUGUGUGACCAGCUUUAUGAAGAGGAUUUAUGCCAGUAUCCUUCUACGAAAGAUAACAUAACAAAGGUUGUGAACACAUGGGUAAAUACUGCCAUUAAGGGAGACGAACUGUUCUUGUAUCUUAGUGGGCAUGGUGGCCAAAGAGAAGAUGAUCGUCCAGCAAUUUGGAGCUCUGAUUGGGAGCCGAUGACGGAUGAGUUUUGGGGAAAGAUAGUGGAUAAGGUGCCCCUAGGUGUCACCCUCACUGUCUUCACCAACAGUUGUGAUGCAGGAUGCUUCUUCCUAGAGGCGAAUGUGACUAAUCAAAAUAGGGGUGACGUGGUAGCUUUCUCCCCCUGUGGCUUCUAUGGAAGAUUUAAUGAUGGCUUUAUCCAUCAGAUAUUUUGCGACGUGCUGAGGAAGGCAAAAGGCAAAACUAAUCAUGAAGUACACCAAGCCAUCGUGAAAGCUAUGCAGAAAUCUAACCAGAAAGUAGACCCUCAGCUUUACUGCACAUUUACAAGAGGCAGCAAAGGGUUUUUUGGGAUGAGUAGCUGUAGCUUAGUGAUUCUGCACAUUCCUGAAUUCUAUUUUCCUAAAUAGGUAGCUAUAGGUUUGCAUGAACUUGGUUCAAUUCUAUUCGUUGCUAAGUUCCUAUUUGUUAUUUCAAAUAUUAAUUUUGUUUAGUUUGUUAACUGCUGUCAUAUGCUUAUGGAUUUGAUGCUUAUGGAUUUGUGUUAUUCUCUUC
Lotus japonicus is the source of this 2032-nucleotide messenger RNA. RefSeq lists its product as uncharacterized. Gene Ontology annotation, biological process: proteolysis. Lineage: Eukaryota; Viridiplantae; Streptophyta; Magnoliopsida; Fabales; Fabaceae. The coding region runs from base 1 to 1887 and encodes 628 amino acids. Gene Ontology annotation, molecular function: cysteine-type endopeptidase activity. The transcript is spliced from 9 exons. The record is from RefSeq and is a predicted model, not a curated record.